AUGCAUGAGCAGAAACACGGGAGGAACAGAGGUAACGUGACUGAAUUCCUUCUGUUUGGGUUGAUGCAGGAUCCAAGAAAGCAGAAAGCAGUAUUUGGGGUCUUUUUGAUUCUCUACCUCAUGACACUGUUGGGGAACUUUCUCAUUGUAGUGACCAUUAAAACAAGCAGCACCCUUGAGAACCCCAUGUACUUCUUCCUAUUCUAUCUGUCUUUUGCUGAUGCUUGCUUCUCUACAACCACUGCCCCAAGACUGAUUGUGGAUGCCCUUUCUGUGAAGAAGACCAUUUCCUAUAAUGAGUGCAUGACUCAGGUCUUUGCAGCCCAUUUCUUUGGCUGUAUGGAGAUAUUUGUUCUCAUCCUCAUGGCGUUUGAUCGCUAUGUAGCCAUUUGUAAGCCCUUGCAAUAUACAGCCAUUAUGAGCCGGCAAGUCUGUGGUGUGUUGGUGAUUCUGGCCUGGGUGGGAUCUUGCAUCCACUCUUCAGCACAGAUUUUCUUGGCAUUGAGAUUGCCCUUCUGUGGCCCCAAUGUGAUCGACCACUAUUUCUGUGACUUGCAGCCCUUGUUGAAACUUGCCUGCAUGGACACUUAUGUGAUAAAUUUGCUAGUUGUUACUAAUAGUGGAGUCAUAUGCAUGGUGAGUUUCAUAAUUCUGCUUAUCUCUUAUGUUGUCAUUUUGUACUCUCUGAGGAACCAUAGUGCAGAAGGAAGACGAAAAGCCCUUUCCACAUGCACUUCCCACUUUAUUGUGGUUGUCAUAUUUUUUGGUCCAUGUAUAUUCAUAUACACACGCCCACCAACAACAUUUCCAAUAGACAAGAUGGUUGCUGUGUUUUAUACAAUUGGGACACCCUUGCUCAACCCUCUGAUUUAUACACUGAGGAAUGCAGAAGUGAAAAAUGCCAUGAGAAAGUUAUGGUGUAGCAAAGUAUGA
Manis pentadactyla (Chinese pangolin) is the source of this 933-nucleotide messenger RNA. Its product is annotated as olfactory receptor 4C11-like. The record is from RefSeq and is a predicted model, not a curated record. The transcript is spliced from 2 exons. Lineage: Eukaryota; Metazoa; Chordata; Mammalia; Pholidota; Manidae. Bases 1 to 933 code for a protein of 310 amino acids. Gene Ontology annotation, molecular function: G protein-coupled receptor activity; olfactory receptor activity. Gene Ontology annotation, biological process: G protein-coupled receptor signaling pathway. Gene Ontology annotation, cellular component: membrane.